AUUAUGAAAAUAUGAAAACACGAUGAAAUUAUAGAAGCAAAAUCCAAAAAGAAAAAAAUGGACAAAAAUUAAGGAAAAACGAGAAGAAACAGAGAGAGGCUUUCCCUUCUUGAGAGAGCAGCGGCCAUUGUUAUUUUCUGGGGAAGAAUUCUAAGAAGACAAUGGCCGCUGCCCCCACCCUCCUCAUCCCCCUCUUCCUCCUCCACCACCUCCUCUUCCUCCAGCCGGACUCCGUUUCUGCACUGUCGGAAGCCGACGCCCUCCUCCAGCUGAAGAAGUCCAUCCAGAACCCCGAGGCGCUAUCCUCGUGGACGGCAGGCGCCGACCCCUGUACCUCCCACUGGCGGGGAGUCAUCUGCUUCAAUGGAGUCAUCACGGGGCUGCACCUCGGCGGCAUCGGCCUCGCUGGCACCAUCGACGUCGAGGCCCUCCGCCAGUUGCCUGGACUGCGAUCUGUUAGCUUCCAAUCCAACAACUUUUCCGGGCCCUUCCCUAACGUCGGUAGCAUCCGCAGCCUCAAAUCCAUCUUCCUCCAAAACAACGGCUUCUCCGGCGAUAUCCCGGCCGACGCCUUCGCCGCAAUGACCUUCCUCAAGAAGCUCUGGCUCUCCGGCAACAACUUCACCGGCGCCAUUCCCAGCUCCUUGACCUCGCUCCCCCACCUCAUUGAGCUCCGCCUCGAGAACAACGCGUUCUCCGGGAACAUUCCGGACUUCCGUCAAUCCUCCCUUAAAUCCUUCAACGUGUCAAACAACCGCCUGGAGGGGGAUAUUCCGUCCGAACUGCAGAGAUUCGACACGAGUUGCUUCAAUGGUAAUUUGGGCGUCAGGCGCGACGCCGCUCAGAAUGGAGGAGCGGUCGUUUCCCCAACCCUGCCCAGUCCCAGCAACAAGGGAAAAGUGGUGGUGAUAGCAGUGAUGUUGGUCGUGUUAUGCAUUUCUCUAAUGGCGGCGACGUUGCAGCGCCCCAAAGAAAGCACGAAGUCGCAGAGCAGGGAAGUUUUCUCUCCGUCGCAGUCGACCAAGUCAAAGAGGCCGCUCCCGACCUUGUCGAUAAGCGGAACGGAUCUUAUCUUCGUGAAGGACGAGCAGGUGGUUUUCGCGCUUAUGGACCUGAUGAGGGCCGCCGCGGAGGUUCUCGGCAGCGACGAGCUGGGGUCCUCCUACAAGGCGGUGAUCGCCAGCGGAAGAACGGUGGUGGUGAAGAGGAUGAAGGAGAUGAACCAAGAAGGCAAGGAAGGGUUCCACGCCAAGAUGUGCCGCCUCGGAAAGAUUCAGCACCGCAACGUUCUGCCUCCGGUGGCGUACCACUACCGGCGAGAGGAGAAGCUCUUGGUGUAUGACUAUGCCACCGAAGGCAACCUGCUACUUCUCUUGCAUGGCGACCGUGGCCCAGACCGGCCGAUCCUGGAAUGGCCGACGCGAAUAAGAAUUGCUCAAGGGAUCACCCGCGGGCUCGCCCAUCUCCACAAAGAGCUCGGCGACAUGGACCUUCCCCACGGCAACCUGAAAUCGACGAACGUGCUGUUCGGAGAGGACUGCGAACCCCUCAUAGCCGACUUUGGCUUCUCGGCUUUGAUCAAUCCCACGCUUGCGUCUCAAAACAUGGUCGCCUACAGGUCGCCGGAGUACACGAAGUCCCAGCAACUCUGUCACAAGUCCGACGUCUGGUGCCUCGGCAUAAUCCUCCUGGAGCUCGUCACGGGGAAGUUCCCGUCCCAGUAUCUCAACCAUGGCAAAGGCGGCAUAGACCUACCCCAGUGGGUCAGGUCCGAGCUAGCCGAUGGGCACGAGAAGGACAUCUAUGACCCGGAGAUAGUCCAGGAGUUGAAGAGCAUACCCAAUGAAAUGAGGCAGUUGCUGCACGUUGGGCUGGACUGCACCGAGCCGAGCUUGGAAAAGAGGCCUGACAUGGGCACCGCCCUUAAGAAGAUAGAAGACAUCAAGAUAGACGAGGAAGGAGCCGUUGUUGCACCGUCGCUUCGAGGGGCUUUGUCGUCGUCCCGGGCGAACGCUCCGGCCGUCCUCUCGUCGCGCUGGUCGGGGAAGGGAAGCUUUAGCUCCUUGUCGUCCCGGCACGAUACGUUCGCAAUUUCGUGAUUGUUGCCAUGAGAGCGAGUUCAGAUUUGCCUGGUCUGUUCUUUUCUCGAGAUUGAUCAUUUUUUCAUUUCAUAUUCUACCAUUGCAAAAAGAUUGGCAAAUGAUUAUGGUUUCACUUGUUUCUUCAUUUUCUUUUUCUUUUUUUCUUUGUCAAUACACAUUUUUUUUCUCUUCAGCUAGGCCUUAAUAUUCAGAACUUCAUGUAUGUAAUUGUUUAUAGAGUU
This is a messenger RNA of Nymphaea colorata (pocket water lily), 2323 nucleotides long. RefSeq names its product pollen receptor-like kinase 6. The record is from RefSeq and is a predicted model, not a curated record. The coding region runs from base 162 to 2099 and encodes 645 amino acids. Gene Ontology annotation, biological process: protein phosphorylation. The transcript is spliced from 2 exons. Gene Ontology annotation, molecular function: protein kinase activity; protein binding; ATP binding. NCBI's taxonomy places the organism in Eukaryota, Viridiplantae, Streptophyta, Magnoliopsida, Nymphaeales, Nymphaeaceae.